UGUCAAUAAUUGCACAAACCUCAUAAUCGUAUAAAAACCUCAAGAAAUAUUGAUAGAAAAUAUAGAUAGAAAAUACCGAAGAAUCUGAAAUAAUGUCUGGGUUUUUCAAGUACAGAGACAACAAAUCGGACGUUAACUUAUCGAAGAAUCAAGUAACGAAAAAGAAAUCCAGAAAAACCGUUAAGAAAGAUACAACUUCCGAAGCUUUAUCAGUUAUUGACGAAUUUCAACCCAAAAACAAAUUAGACAUAUUCGAAUUCUUUUUUAAUAGCUUCAUUAACGAAAUAAUUUUGCAACGAGAAGUUGUUAUAAAAAGUGUUGAUUUGGAUGCACAAAGCAUCCAUUCUUACGCACACGAACGUAAAGAGAAAAAAGAUGAUGACACUAACACGAAGAGAACAUCAAUAACAACUAUGAACAUUUUUGAUAGAGCAAAAAGGAGACAAUCUGAGGCUCUUAGUUCAAGAUCCAGUGUUGCUUCAGGGACUUUUCCUCAGAAACUUUCCAUUGGUAUUAAACCAAGUUUAGACAAAACGAAUUCGUAUAACUCGGGUGGCGGUGGAUUACGCAUUGGAAUCGCACAAGAACUAGUUACAAUUGAAAAAAUUACGUUCAAAAACGGAAAUUACUACGAGGGUCCUUGCAAUGAGUAUCUAAUGCACGGCAAGGGAGUAUUCAUUUGGACUGAUAAAACUAUCUAUACUGGAGCAUUUUCCAAUGGCUACAUCACCGGAAAAGGAGAAUUAAUACUUUCUGAUUUAAGUAAAUACAGGGGAGACGUUGUUCAAGGAAUAUUCCACGGUAUUGGUUAUUUCAACCCGGCAGGAAGCCCUUUGUAUUACUAUGGGGAGUGGAAUAAUGGCAAAAAGCACGGAAAAGGGUGGUUGAUGUACGAUGCUGAUGAUUGGUACGAGGGAGACUGGAACAACGACUUGCGACACGGAAUCGGCUUUAGGAAAUACAAAAACGGAGCUAGAUACAAAGGAGAAUGGGUGGCAAAUAAAAAACACGGCAAAGGAAAGAUGCUGCUUCGAAACAACGAUUAUUACAACGGUGAAUGGGUCGAUAACAUGCCUCACGGUUAUGGAAAGUACACUUGGGAUAUGGAACAUAAUGAUGCAUUUUGCUUUCCUAUGUAUAGUUGGUACAAAGGAUCCUGGAAACAUGGAAAACGUCAUGGAGUUGGGAUAUUAAAUUUUGGUACUGAAUGCGGUGCAGAGUACGCCGGUACAAUGUGCGAAAAUUCGAAGCACGGGCCCGGAGUAAUGAUUUGCGGUAACGGAAUAGUACUUGAAAGUAAUCCGUUGUUUUAUCACAACAAGCCUGUACACAAAACCUCCCAAAUAUCAUUUAAGGAUUUAACAGAGAAAUAUACAAAAGAGGAACUAGAGUGCAAUAUUCAGAAGGGUUCUUAUUACGAAAUAUUGAAAAUAGUUAAUUCGAAGAUAGCCUGCAGUGAACUUAGCAUGGAUAUAUUAGUAAAUAUAACUAAAAACAGCGCGAAGAUUGAACCAGAACAAUAUGUUAAAUUGGUCGAUUCGAUUUCAGGAAGUAAAAAAGUUUGGUGCCCACUAAUCAUUCCUAUUCACACAAUUCCGGAAAAUGUCAAUUUCGGUUAUUUCAUUGAUAUUGUUUUCGACUAUAACAAGAAAUAUUGCGGCUCUAUUGAGUGUCCACCUGAACAAGAUAUUUUACUCUCCAAAAUUCACACACCUUUGGUUCCUUUAAGGUUUAAAAGAUCAAUAAUGAGCUUUAGAUUCAGUACGGUAACGUUACCUUCAGAAACUCCCAAAUACUCGGUUAUAACCGUCGGUCCUCCUAGAACCAAAUCAUUUACGAGAUCGAUAAUUUCCGAUACGAAAUCAGAAAUAAUACAUACUGCUGAGGAGAAGCUUCAACUUAUGAAAAUUAAAGAGGCUGAAUUAUUCAAAAAUAUUAUUAUGGCGAAUCGGAGUAAAUUGAAUCACGUUUAUCUAAAGUACGCAAAUUUCAAUCAAGACAUCAAGGAAACAUUCGAAAACUCCAGAACAGUUAUGGUACGCCUGUUUCUUUGGCAGUUAUUCAGAGACUCGAAAAACGAAAUUGAACUAGCCAAAGUGGAUUCCUUGAUGUGGGAAAAUCCACAAUCCUGCCUAAGCACGGAGCACAAUCCGUUUGAGCCAAUUUACUUCUACCAAUUCCUGCAGUACAUCAUGGGGUGCGCUUGGAUCACGUGCUUGAAAUACACUCCUCAUGGCAAGGGCGCCCCCUUGCCAUCGUUAAUAUUCAAAAAUUUCUUGGAGGAUUUCUUGGCGACCCCGCGGAUUGAAUCCGGUACUGCUUUACGCGAGCAUUUGCACCUAGCGCCUCUUAAAAAAGUUUACAAGUUGUACUCGAGCGUGAGCGAGCCGAUGUCGAUAAAAACCUUCUUCAACGCUACUUAUCGCCAUGAAUCCGAAGAGCUGCCUUGUUAUGCUGCCGUGCAUUCAGGAGAACUUCCGAAACUGAUGCGCGGGUGCAACAUGGUACCAAUGGCGCAUGAAAUUUAUUACGUGAAAUUGACAGAGCCACUAAGCGACUAUGAAGAGGAACCCAAAAUCAAAAACAACGAUCAGUUCGCCAGGUCGUUGUUAACUUUCAGAACAUUGGGGUGGAACAAAAUCGCGGAAUUUAUAGCGACAGUUUGCCCGGCAUCGCAAAGUGCCGAUCAGAAGCUGAACAUGCACUAUAACUUGACGUUUCUGGAAUUCUACGAGAUAUUUAUCAAGUGCGCGUUCGAGAAGGGCGAGGAGUUGGUGAAAGGGUUCGAGGAAUCCACCAAGUACCAAGAUCCUGCGAUGUCCAUUCUGUCCCCGUCGUUGUUUAGCCAAAAGACGAAGAGCAAGUCUUUGAAAAAGAACAAAUCGAAAAAAUCGACUGUUAAAGUUACUAAAUCGCUUAAAUUCAAAAAGAAAUAAAAAUAUUAAAAUGGA
Phyllotreta striolata is the source of this 2951-nucleotide messenger RNA. The record is from the annotation of a GenBank genome assembly. Lineage: Eukaryota; Metazoa; Arthropoda; Insecta; Coleoptera; Chrysomelidae.